Phaeoacremonium minimum UCRPA7 is the source of this 1413-nucleotide messenger RNA. RefSeq names its product putative type-1 proteins geranylgeranyltransferase subunit beta protein. NCBI's taxonomy places the organism in Eukaryota, Fungi, Ascomycota, Sordariomycetes, Togniniales, Togniniaceae. The record is from RefSeq and is a predicted model, not a curated record. The transcript has 2 exons. Gene Ontology annotation, cellular component: CAAX-protein geranylgeranyltransferase complex. Bases 1 to 1413 code for a protein of 470 amino acids. Gene Ontology annotation, molecular function: CAAX-protein geranylgeranyltransferase activity. Gene Ontology annotation, biological process: protein geranylgeranylation.
AUGUCUGAUCGGUUCUCCCCUCCUCUCGACAAGCCCCGCCAUUUUCGGUACUGGCAGAGGUGUCUGCGCACGCUGCUGCCACACCAGUACACCAGCAAUGACAGCAUCCGCAUGACCCUCGGCUUCUUUGUCCUCGCCGCCGUCGACAUCCUCUCCACCCCCGACUCUCCUCCCCCGAAGCCCCUGAUUGCCUCAUCCGACCGCCGCCGCCUCCGUGAGUGGGUUCUGGCCUGUCAACACCCCGCCGGCGGUUUCUGCGGUUCCCCAACACAUGUCCUACCCCGGUAUCAAUAUGAAGGAUAUGACUUUGAGGCCGGCACGGCAGACAUCGCCCGCCCCGGGGCCGCCAAUAUAGCUGCCACAUCCUUUGCACUCUUGAUCCUAGCGCUUCUGGCAGAGAACGACUCCGCAGAUAGUGCCUACCUCGGCGUCGAUCGCCUGGCAACAUUGCGCUGGCUCCGACGAAUGCAGCGCGAGGAUGGGAGCUUCGGCGAGGUUCUCGUCGAGCUACCCAAGGGCAAUAAUGGUCAAAAGGGGAGCUCUAGCCAUCCACUGAUUGCCGGCGGGAAAGAUAUGAGAUACUGCUAUCUCGCAGCGACUAUUCGCUGGAUGCUGAGAGGAGAUCUGGAGUCAGGGAGCCCCGGAUGGGUUGAGGACAUCGAUGUAGACGCGCUCGUGAGCCAUAUCAGGCGCGGUCAGAUAUACGAUGGAGGAGUGGCAGAAGGCUCCCAGCAUGAAAGCCAUGCUGGUUAUGGAUAUUGUGCCGUAGCUGCAUUGUCUCUCCUCGAUCGUCCCCAGACCGGUGGCGGCCGGCACGAUAGUGAAGCAAUUCGGCGUGGAAUUCCGGAUCUACCAGCCUUGAUACGCUUCCUCGUCUCGCGGCAGUUAGCCUUUCUAGAACAAGAGGAUGACGAUGCUGAUGAUCCCGAAACUGCCAACUUCUCACAACAAUCCCUGGCAACCUUGUCCCUGGAAGACAGUAUCAAAUAUGUGGGCUUCAAUGGGAGGUGCAACAAGGUGGCCGACACGUGCUACUGCUGGUGGGUUGGUGGUGCGCUGGCUAUCCUCGGCCACAGUGACCUCUUGACCCCAGCUCCGGCGCGUCAGUUCAUUCUCGACAAGACGCAACAUGUUAUCGGGGGCUUCUCGAAGUAUCCUGGCGGGCCGCCGGAUAUCUAUCAUGGCUGGCUGGGUCUGGCAGCCUUGGCUACGAUGGGUGACCCCGAAUUAAAUGAAUUAGAUCCUGCCAUGUGCGUGUCCGUUAACACUGUAAGAAAGGUUGAGAAGGCCAGAGCAGCCUUGCUGCUCGACACCAAAGCCAAGCUAGACAAUUCCGGCUUUGGGCAGCAGUUACUUGACUUGGGAGUGGCUCAGGCCGGCAAGCGACCGGAAUGGCUCUCCGUUGGCGUUUGA